Molecule: messenger RNA, 6378 nt
Organism: Sporisorium graminicola
Lineage: Eukaryota; Fungi; Basidiomycota; Ustilaginomycetes; Ustilaginales; Ustilaginaceae
Exons: 1
Coding region: 1-6378 (2125 amino acids)
Biological process (GO): nuclear-transcribed mRNA catabolic process, deadenylation-dependent decay
Cellular component (GO): P-body; CCR4-NOT core complex
Molecular function (GO): molecular adaptor activity
Source: RefSeq, a predicted model, not a curated record
AUGUUCAAUGGCUCAGCUCCUUCCAACGGAGGAGGCGCCGAUGCCAAUCUAGCUGCCAACCAAGGCAUUGUCAAAGUCGUCCUGGAGGCACUUCAGAGAGAUGGUUCCAAGCCUGUCGUCAGCCUUGACCAGCACGCACUCCUCCUCGAGACGCUCCUCUCCGACGCCUUGCCCAGCACGCCGGUCCUCCAUCCAGCACAGCGCCAAAAGUUGUUCAAUGCGAUUGCAGACAAUGUAGGCCCGGAUGCCACCGCCGAUGCCGUUCGUCAGGCGCUGCCCAAGCUCAAGCUCAAGCAAGAAAAGAAUGUCGCUGAUCUGCUCAUCGAGCUCGGCGUCAGGAGCCUUCCCACCGUCGACACGGCCCGCGCCGUCCUUCAGCGUUUCGGCUUAACGGACGCCAAUCCGCCAGACGAGCGCAUGGUCUCCGAGAUCCUCGCUAUCCUCCUGUCGGUCGAUCCUGCUAUCUUUGAGAGCAACCGCGUCACCAAUUUUGCUAACCUCGUCCAUGCCCUUGCCGCGUUGAAGGCGCAGCUCUCCUGGCCUCGGGUCAUUCGCGGUCUUGAUGAGCUCGAUGGCUUCAACCCUUCCUUCCACGGCCACAUGGCCGGCAUGGCCGACAUCCUCAUGUACGCUCCGGUGCAAGCACAAACCCAGGUUGCCGCCGUCUCUGGUCUCUGGGGUCCGUGGAUGCACCGUCUUCGACAGCUUCAAAUCUUCCACGGCCUUCUCGCCCUUGGCUCCGACACUUUCAGCUUCUCAUCACUUCCUGGACGACGCAUCUUUACUGCAGAGCAGCUCGCCGACGCUCCCAAUAGCAUCCAGACCGCCGGCAAGCCCCUCCUCACCAGCGCAUAUAACUCGCUUGACCUCGUCGAAACGCUCAUCGAGAUCUCGGCCUCUGACGAUCAGAACGUCCGUUCUGCUGUCCAAGAAGUGCUCGAGCAUGCCAUCAAGGCCUGUCCUGAGCUCAUUCUCCUCGGCCUCGUGCAAAUCCCGCAGCCCUGGAACGCCAUCCACGCCGAACUUGCCUCUCAGCUGCUCACCAUGUUUAUGACGCCGCACAACAGCAGUCUCUUUGUCUUCCAUCGCAUCCUGAACACGCAGCGCGAGUACCUGCUCAACGCCUUCCGCAGUUUUUACCUCGAGAACCAGCUCAACCUCACCCGCAUCGUCGACGUGGCUCAAAGCCUCGGCAUUGUCGACGACGUCGUUGAGGCUCGACCUUUCGCAUUUGCUCUCGAUGUGGCCGCGCUGGCAUCCCGACGUGAAGCCAUUGACCUCGAUGCUUGGCUUCAGGACAACAUCAAUCGCCAUGGCAGCGACUUCAUUCGUGCCGUGCUCGAAUUCCUCGACGUCAAGGCGAAGGAUGACCUCGCAAAGCCAGAUCCGCAGGCCGAACAGAGCUUCGUGCCGCUCACUGUGCAAAACGUCGCCAGCUUCCUCAAGGCGUUGCGCUCCAACGGCGAGAGCAUGAGUGCCGAAGAGAUUGACUUUUUCAAAGGAGUCCGCAACGUCUGUCUUCAGCUUCAUCCUCGCCUCAUGAACCUUGCGCCUGGUGCAGAGGGCCAAGAACCAGGCCUCCAGGUCGUCACCUUUUCGCAGGACAUUCACGAAGAGGCCGAUUCGUGGUACCGUCAGAUGUACGAAGGGAAGAUCAGCAUCGAAGACAUUGUGCUACUCCUCCAGCGUACCCGCGCCUCCGAGAAUGUGCGAGACCACCAGAUCUUCGCCUGUAUGGUGCACACCCUUUUUGACGAGUACCGCUGGUUCGAGAUGUACUACCCUGCGGCCGAGCUCGAGAUGACCGCCGUCGUAUUUGGCUCGCUCAUCCAGUACCAGCUCAUCGAUUACAUCCCACUCGGCAUCGCCAUCCGCUAUGUCCUUGAUGCGCUUCGCAACCCCCCGGACUCGAGCAUGUUCAAGUUUGGUUUGCAAGCCCUCCUGCGCUUCCAGAAUCGGCUGCCCGAAUGGCCCCAGCUGUGCCAGGCGCUGCUCUCCAUGCCGCAUCUCCAGCAGUCGUACCCCAACAUCAUUCGCCUUGUCAAGAUGGCCCUCGCCGGUCAGCUGCCGGGCGCUGAUGUGGGCAUGCCCGGUGGCCAGUCUCUCGAGGACAAGAAGGCGCCUUUCCCUGCUAUCCGCGCGGACCCCUUGCCUCAGGACGGCGACCAGCGCGACCCUAGCGAGGAGGUGACGGACAAGGUACUGUUCCUCGUUAACAACCUUUCACCCACCAACCUCGAGUCCAAGCUGGGCGAUGCGAAGAGGCUAAUCACUGCAGACACCUACCGUUGGUUCUCCAACUACCUCGUUCUGCAGCGCAUCAGCAUCGAGCCCAAUAACCACGGCCUCUACGCCCAGUUCCUUGACGGACUCGACGCCAAGGGUCUCACCGCCUACAUCCUCCACGAGACCCUCUCCAAGUGUCAGAUGCUGCUCAACAACGACAAGACGGUCCAGUCGACACAGGAGCGAAACCUGCUCAAGAACCUGGGUUCGUGGCUCGGCAGCCUCACCUUAGCCCGCGACAAGCCCAUCCGUCACCGCAACAUCGCCUUCAAGGAGCUCCUCAUUCAAGGCUAUGACAGCAAUCGCCUCAUCGUGGCGAUUCCCUUUGUCUGCAAGAUUGUCGAGCAGUGCGCCAAGUCGAACGUCUUCAAACCUCCCAACCCGUGGCUGAUGGCCGUUCUACGUCUCAUGGUCGAGCUGUACCAAUUUGCAGAGCUCAAGCUCAAUCUCAAAUUCGAGAUCGAGGUGCUGUUCAAGAGCCUCAACGUCGAGCUCAAGGACGUGCCACCGACCACCAUCCUUCGCAAUCGCCCAUCGGCCGAGCUGCUCCAGCAGCAGCAACAACAGCAACAACAGCAACAACAGCAGCACCAGCAGCAGGUUUCGGGCCCUCUUCAGCAUCUCAGCCAGCAGCAACAGCAGCAGGCCGCAGCACAGAUGCAACUUCAACAGCAACGCCAACACCAGCAGCAACUCUCGCAGCAGCCAGCCACCGGCAUCGCCCAGGACCUCGAGCGUCUCUCGCUGGCCGGUGGAUACGGUGCAGCAGCCGGCGGUCGCUUGGGUGCCCAAUCACAAAAGGCUAGCGCUGCCGCCGCCGCUGUCGCCGCCGCCGGCUCGGGUGCUCAACCUGGCCAGUCGGCCGCCGCCGCCGCCGCCUACACCGAAGCGCUCGUGUCGAUGCUUCAGAGUCUGCCACAGUACGUGGUGUUCAACCCACAGCUUACCAUGUUCAGCAGCAACGCAGCACUCAAGCGCCUCAUCUACGUCGCCAUCGACCGCGCUAUUCGCGAAAUCAUUGCUCCAGUCGUCGAGCGAUCCGUCACGAUUGCCUCCAUCUCGACCCGCGAGCUGGUCACCAAGGACUUUGCCAUGGAGGGAGACGAGGACAAGAUGCGGACCUCGGCUCACCAGAUGGCGCAAAACCUUGCCGGCAGCCUCGCCCUCGUCACUUGCAAGGAGCCGCUGCGCCUCAGCAUGGUUGCCAACGCCCGCACCUUGCUUCUCGCCAACGGCUUCACCGAGCAGAACGUUCCCGAGCAGGCGCUGAUGGUCAUCAUGCAAGAGAACCUCGAGCUCGCUUGCUCCGUAAUCGAAAAGGCAGCCAUGGACAAGGCGGUGCCCGAGGUUGACGAGGGUCUCACCAACGCGUACUCCAGCCGUCGCGAGCACCGUACCCGCGGACGCGGCUACUACUGGGACAGCGCCGCCCUCGCCGCUUCGCAGUACGCCGCCACCUUGCCCGACAUGCUCCGUUUGCGACCCGAUGGUCUUGUCCCGGCCCAGCUGCGUGUCUACGAUGGAUUCAGCCGCCGCUUGUCCCCUGGCGUUGAUGGUGACCGUGGCACGCCCGCUUCGGUCCAUGCAUCCUCUGUCUCUGGGCCCUCUGAGGCUGGAUACCCUGAGACUGGUGCGUUCGCCGCCGCCGGGGCCGGAGCCGCCGGUACCGGUGCGGUGAGUGCAGCUGCGCUUCAGGAGGCAGGAGCUCAGGCCAACGUUCCCGCUGGCUUGCUCCCUAUCGCCACUGGCGGUACACUGAGCGCCCAGCAGUCGCUGGAGAAGUUUUCGCAGGGAAUGGCCGAGUUGGAGCGAUUGCUCGAAGCCGCCGACCAAGACGCAGGUCUGGGUGAACUGCCGCAAGACCACGAGAUCCGACAUGCGCUUCGACUGAUCCCCAUGGUCGCUGCACAGUCUGCCAGCCGUGACGAAACUGCGCUUGCCUUUUCGCAAAAGGUGGUCCAGCUCCUGUUCAAGAUUGAAUCCAAGCUCGGUCGCGAAGUCUACGUUGUCUUGCUCGACCGUCUUUGCGAGAUCUCGCUCAAGGCGGCUCGCGAGGUGACUGCUUGGCUCAUCUAUGCCGAAGACGAGCGCAAGUUCAACGUGCCCGUAACCGUUUCAUUGGUGCGUGCUGGCUUGGUCAACAUCGCCGAGCUCGACGUGCAGCUGGCCAAGCUCAUUCUGCGCGACCUGCGUGCCAGUGUCAUCGACUUUUCCGCUCAGCUUGCUCUCGAAAGCCUCCAGGAGCCCGCCAGUGCUACUCGCCAGCAGCUCACCAACACCAUCGAGGCGCUGCAACGUGCUGAGCAGCGCGGCAAGGCGACCGAUGCAUCCAAGCGCUUCCUGCACGACCUCGAGAGUGGACUGCUCAAGAGCAAGGUCGACGUCGGCAACACGGCGCUACGCGAGCAGCUUGCAUACUGCUUUGCGGAAUGGGCGCGUCUGUUCCAGCACUCGCCGAACCCGGAAAAGUCGUUCAUCGACUACGUCACGCAGCUGCAGAAUCAAGGCAUCCUCAAGGGUGAGGUGAUCUCGUCGAUGUUCUUCCGCGUCUGCACCGAGGUUAGCGUGGACAGCUACAUCAAGCAGAAGGCGGUGGGCGGUUCACCCGCUACGGGUAUUUUCUCGCCCAUCGACGCCUUUUCGCGCCUGAUCGUGCUCAUGAUCAAGUAUCACGCCGAUCCCACGGGAGCCAACAACGAGCAGGCCAAAGUGCACUAUCUCACCAAGAUUCUUUCCAUUGUGGUGCUGGUGCUCGCCCAGUCGCACGAGGAACUCGGAGUGCACUUCCAGCAGAAGCCCUUCUUCCGACUGUUUUCGAGCUUGCUGCACGACCUGCAUGCCACCGAGUCGAGCUUGGGUCCUGCCUACGUGCAGACGCUGCUGGCCAUCAGCAACACGCUCAACACGCUACAGCCUUCGUUCUUUCCCGGCUUUACUUUCUCGUGGAUGUCGCUCAUGUCGCACCGCUUGUUCAUGCCCAAGCUGCUGGAAGCCAACGGGCGCGAAGGAUGGGGCGCAUUCCACCGCCUGUUUGCAUCGCUGCUGCGCUUCAUGUCGCCGCUGUUGCGCAACGCCGAGCUGCAAGACACGUCCCGCCAGCUGUAUCGCGGCGCGCUGCGGAUUCUGCUCAUCCUGCUGCACGACUUCCCCGAGUUUUUGUGCGACUACCACCAGAGCUUGUGCGACCUGGUGCCUGCUUCGUGCAUUCAGCUGCGCAACCUGAUCCUCAGUGCUUUCCCACGCAACCUGCGCCUGCCGGAUCCUUUCAGCUCCAACUUGCAGAUUGGUCUGUUGCCCGAGAUGGGCCAAGCGCCGCACAUUGCUUCUGACUACGUCGCCGCGCUCAACCAGGUCGAUGGGCUGCGCGUCGCACUCGACGCGCACUUUGACCAAGCACGAGGCAGCGACGUCUCGGAACAGCUCAAGGGUCUGCUCAAGCAUGCCACACGUGCCACCAUGGCCAUCAGCAACGGCGCCAGCAAGGACGAAGCGACGAGUGCCGGCCACGCCGCCUUGCUGUCGGAAAGCGGCAUCAACGUCGGCGUGAUCAACUCGGUUGUUCUCUACGUGGGUGUGCGAUCCAUCGAUGCACGUCGCAAGGGCGAGAAUACCGCCGGCAACGAGGAGAGCGGUGCUGCGAUCCUUCGCUGGCUCGUGGCCGAGUCGGAGCCGGAAGCGAGGUUCUUUGUGCUCACGGCAGCGGCCAACCAGCUGCGAUUCCCCUCGAGCCACACGGCCUACUUUUCGGCAGCGCUCAUUCAGCUGUUCGCCGAGAGCGACGACGAUCUGGUGCGUGAGCAGAUCAUUCGUGUUCUUCUCGAGCGCCUCGUCAUCCACCGACCUCACCCGUGGGGAUUGGUGGUGACGUUCAUCGAGCUGAUGAAGACGCAGCGACACCGCAUUCCGCGGGCCCCGGCAGAGAUCCAGGCUCUGCUUGACCACAUUACAGCUACGCUCGCGGCGUCAGCCAACGAAGAUGGCGCUGGCCAUUCGCAUCACCACCAGCAGCAUGCUCAUCUCAACGGUCACUCUGCUUAUUUGCCGCAGCACAUGAUGCAACAGCAGCAACAGCAACAGCAGCAGCAAGCCUGA